Dicentrarchus labrax (European seabass) is the source of this 2742-nucleotide messenger RNA. RefSeq names its product histamine H2 receptor-like. The transcript is spliced from 5 exons. Gene Ontology annotation, cellular component: membrane. Lineage: Eukaryota; Metazoa; Chordata; Actinopteri; Moronidae. Bases 697 to 1884 code for a protein of 395 amino acids. Gene Ontology annotation, molecular function: G protein-coupled receptor activity. Gene Ontology annotation, biological process: adenylate cyclase-activating adrenergic receptor signaling pathway. The record is from RefSeq and is a predicted model, not a curated record.
CGCACACACACUUCUUGAGCGAGACUGUGGCUCUCUCGGGGAGCAGAGCAGACUCGCGGGGGCAGUCGCCACAGAAAAGGAAAGACAGCGCUGAGGUGUCACCAGAGCCAUAGAAGAUGGUGUUGAAGCCAAGGUGAUGUCAUGGACCAGUACGAAUCAGCCACGCAGACAGAAAGCUGUUUAACACACAUCAUAGACAUUUCAACAGCCAAGGAUAGUGCUGAUUUGCAAUUCUCAGUAUCAGCAUUUGUCAAGAGACAAAUGUUGUUCAACCAACUUCUAGCAAGACUUUUUUGAUGAAUGUUGUUGUGAAUGGGAAUGCUGGUGUAGUCAAGUCCCAGGAGAGAUGAAAUCUAUGGUUAGUUGGGUUGAGGCCCAGCAGGAACAGCAAACAGUCAAGUAAAUUAGUAGCUAAGACAGACGAAAUACUGGGAGAGAGAGGGAAACAGGAUUAAGUCACAUUUGACCAUAGGGACCCGUAGAUUAGAUUGUAUGCACUUUAAUAAACGGGAGCACCCAAACGCACGGAGUGAACAUAUUUAAUAACAUUACUUAUGAGCCUAAGUCUUGUAAUUCUUCAUUCAAUGCAACAACUGAGACAUCUCAUCAAGUUUAAAACUGAAAAGAAAACUAUGGUUCACAUAAAAGGUCCAGCAAUGAUGUCAUCAGAUUGUCUCCAGUGAAUCACCAGCGAUAAUGUUGUCAAACGUGAUGCUGGGUGUCCUCCUGUCCCUCCUCAUCCUUCUUACUGUCGGCGGUAACGUGCUGGUGUGCCUGGCUGUCUGCGCCUCUCGACGCCUCCGCUGCCUCACUAACUGCUUCAUUUUGUCACUGGCUGUCACAGACCUGCUGCUCGGCCUCUUGGUCCUCCCCUUCUCUGCCCUCCUCCAGCUCAACGACGAUUGGCCGCUUGGCCCGGUCUUCUGCAACUUCUACAUCUCCAUGGAUGUCAUGCUGUGCACUGCCUCCAUCCUCACACUCCUGGCCAUCAGUGUGGACCGCUACCUGGCAGUGACCAUGCCUCUGAGAUACGCCUCACUGGUGUUGCCAUGGAGAGUUGCUGUGGCCAUGGCCAGUGUUUGGAUAGUGUCUGUGGCCGUUUCUUUCUUGCCCAUCCAAAUGGGGUGGAAUACUGUUAAUGGGACAGUGCAGAACCGCGGGCCUUGGGCUCCAGAGAGGAAAUGUCGUUUUGAGCUGAACAGACCCUAUGUGCUGACUGACUCUCUUCUCACUUUCUAUCUGCCUCUGAUUGCUAUGUGCUGGACCUACCUCCGAAUACUCCGCAUUGCAAGGGCACAGGCCAAACGCAUUAUCAGUGCCCGGCCCACUUGCAUCACUACCUACAACUGCAGGAACAAUCCUUCCACCAGUACCACUGUGGUUUCCAGUGUUACAGCAGUGGCUCUGCGGGAGCACAAAGCCACAGUGACACUGGCUGCAGUGAUAGGGGCUUUUGUGGUGUGCUGGCUGCCGUAUUUCAUUCUGUUCACAGUGUUGGGCCUAAAGGAGCAUCCAGACCCUAGCACAGUACCAGAAUUUCCCAUUGUGUUGUGGCUGGGUUACACCAACUCAGCCCUCAACCCUAUCCUCUAUGGAGCCCUCAACAGGGACUUCAGGUCAGCCUACGCCCAUCUACUGAGAUGUCGAUGCCCCACUUACAGUGGUUGGAGGAGCCGGCAGCCGUCUCCCACUGUAACAGCAGCCAGAGGAGAGCUUACAGAGGUGACACUGCUGUGUGGCCACACCCCUUCUACUUGUAGAGCUGGUCAAACAGAUGAAAAUUUCAUGCUUCAAGAAAUGGACAGCAGGACAGCCACAGCAACUAUCCAAUUUGCAAAUGGCACUUCUGCCACAGAUGUCAAUGGCAAUGAGAGGUCGUGCUGAGCUUGUGCUGGUGAGGUGGAUGCUGUGUUCACUAUACUGUGGUUGCAACCAAGAACCAGAAUCCAUCAGCCAUCAAGAAGACAGACAAAAAGAGCGACAGAGAUUUACAGCCCCUCUAUUUGGAAGCCUUCAGUGCCACAGUAUAAGCACCUAUAAUACACCAUCAAUCAAUCCAUAAUCUAACAAACAAAAAUGGGAGAAAAUGGGACCUCAGCAACUCCACACCUCAUCAGCAACCUUCAUCCGCCCAGGAACAAACAAAUGAUGAUGCUUCUACAUGGAUGGGGCUAAAAGUCUAGCAUCCAACCAUCAAACGGGGUAACAUGUGGCCCUGAUAUGCUCUUGAACUAACUGCAGAUUGUAUUUAAGCUCUGGAGGACUAAACAAGACCAGGCAAUUAACUUAUUGGUCAUCAAUUUUAUGAACUACAUUUUUUAUCUAUUUUUUAUCAUGACUCAAGAGUGCACUCCAGUGGAAACACGAAGUAGCACAACUUUAACCUGGACAAAGUAAAUGGGAAUGCAUGUUUCACAAAAUGAGGGAAUGGAAGGGAAAAGGUGAUAAAUGGACUUUAACUACAUUUAUUAUCACUUAAUGUGGAAUGUGUUGAAAUGUGUGAAAUUUAAAUGUGUAGCAUGCAAACUAAUGUUAUGUAUCUAUUUUGAAAAAUGCAGUCGCCUCCAGACUUCGUCUUUACUGUUGCACAUUCAGUGGCGUAAAGCUGGAAAAUGCAUGUAUUGUUAUCAUACUGUAAAAGUAACUGUGGACUGAAAACAUGGCAUGUACCGUUCCUCCAAAACAGAAAAUUACAACCAUACUGUACCAAUAAAGAGCAUCUUAAAUAAAGAAUACAAUACA